UUGGAUUGCAUACUACCUUGGUGAGUAAAUCGAAAAAAUUGGAAUAUUUUAUACUUUCUGGGUUUGCAGAAAGGAUUCUUGUUGCUAAUAGUUGUGAUCGUCAUGAUUUUGCCCCGUGAACAUUUCAGGUAUUAUUAUUGGAGUGCUGAAGAGAGGUAUUUCUAGGUGUUUACUCGUGAUGGUGUCGUUGGGAUGGGGUGUCAUUCGUGACGAACUUGGUUCAAUCAUGAAGAAGAUACAUGUAUUAGGAGGGCUUUACAUUGUGAUUUCAUUGGUGAACGACAUCAUGACGGAGAUCAUGGUUGCUGAAGUUCAACGAAUAAGCCAAGAGGAGGAAGAAGAACUGUUCGAUAUCGUGUCCAUUUUAGGUUUGGUGAUUCUUGUUCUUGAUCUCAUAUUCUACUUUUGGAUUAUUGACUCGCUGAGUGGUACGAUGGAAUACUUGGAGACCAUGAAGCAAACGCGCAAGUUGCUGCGAUACCUUAGAUUGAAAUGCAUUCUAAUGUUCUCGAUUCUUUUCGGUGUCAUUUGGGCCGUUUUUGGCAUCGUUGACACCUAUGACGAGGGCAUUGUCACGCAAGAAGCGACCUGGGUGAUUGAUGCCGCCAUGGAAAUGAAUUAUCUUUUCGUUUUGAUUGCCGUUGCCAUACUGUGGCGACCGCAACAGAAUGCGAAGGAAUAUGCGUACGUCAUGGAGCUCCCAGCAGCCGUGUCAGCUACACUAGAUGAUGAUGAUGACGACGAAGGAGCAAUAGAAUUGUCAGGUAUAGUUCCUUCAGCUGCUGACGACAGUGAUGAUGAAUUCAACGAUGAGAUUCAAUAGUAGCUCGUUAUCAAUCGUACAGCAUAGACCAACGGGAUUGGAAUAUUUCCAUUAGAAACUGAAGCUAGUCUGUUGUAUCAAUAAUAAUAUCAAUUAUUUUUU
Pseudo-nitzschia multistriata is the source of this 925-nucleotide messenger RNA. The record is from the annotation of a GenBank genome assembly. NCBI's taxonomy places the organism in Eukaryota, Bacillariophyta, Bacillariophyceae, Bacillariales, Bacillariaceae.